Messenger RNA from Cotesia congregata, 957 nucleotides. NCBI's taxonomy places the organism in Eukaryota, Metazoa, Arthropoda, Insecta, Hymenoptera, Braconidae. The record is from the annotation of a GenBank genome assembly.
AUGGUCAAAGAAAUUCCGAUAAGUAAUAACAGUAACAGCGCGUGUUUCAUUUUGAAGAGUACUGAAGUCUGGCAAAGUCUCGAAUUUCGCGGCGACGAAUUUUUAGCGGAGCAAGAAUUUUUCACACAAGGUUGGAGUGAUUUUUUUGAACUUCUCGACGGACUCUUGGAGCUGCUUUUUGGCGUCGAACUUUUUCUCGGGCUUUUUUCCAUCCUCGAAGACUUUUCUUUGGCUUUAGACUCUCGUUUUUGUUCCUUGGGGAGAGGAGGUGGAGGUGGAGGUGGAGGCGGUGGCGGUGGUGGAGGUGGAGGCGGAGGUAGAGGUGGAGGACUCUUUGACGAAGACUUACGUUUAGUCACCGGAGGACUUUCAGUAGUCGAUCCUUCUGUCGCAGUAUUCACCGGCGAGCAGGUCAACGGCAAUUUUUCCUUGUCCUGGCUAAGUUUUCUGCUCGGAAAUUUGCAAAUUGUCUUCGCUCUAUUUUUGAACCAACUCGAUUUUCUUACGUGUUCAUUGGUGAAGGGUUUAAUACGGUUCAUUACUUGGGCAGCUUUCCGAUUAUUGCAAAAUUUAUCUGAACAAAGUGUUCGCUCGUCUGCUGUCCCAUCUGCGGAAGAAAUAAUUAUUUUAAAUAUAAAUAUUGAAAUAAUGUCUGCUAAUAUAAGUAUCAUAAAAAUAAAAAAAUUCAUACCUGGAUUAGGUCGACACGCGCAACAACUACAAGUACUAAUUGCCGCUUUUUUUUCUCCGGUUUCUUCUCUGGCUUCUUUUUCUCCGGUUUCUUUUCUGGUUUCUUCACUGGCUUUCUCUCCGGCUCAGAUUCUAACCGAGGCAGCACAGGAACGGGGGCACUUCUCUGGCACUUGGCCAGCGGCAAAUCGGAUUUACUUGACAUCCAUCCGUCUUCGACAUCUUGAGGGAAACGAUUGUAGCCACUGCAACUUGGGUGGCACAUAG